Messenger RNA from Dentiscutata erythropus, 942 nucleotides. The record is from the annotation of a GenBank genome assembly. NCBI's taxonomy places the organism in Eukaryota, Fungi, Glomeromycota, Glomeromycetes, Diversisporales, Gigasporaceae.
AUGGAUUAUGAUGUAAAUGACGGUAAUAAUUGGAAUAACGAUGGCACUUGGAAUAUUGCUAAUGAUAAUGCCAUCGAAGGUUUUUAUACUUGGCCUGACAAUUAUAAAACGACCGAGUCUUCUUCUUGGGACACUUCCGAUGAUAAAACUGUCGUAGCAUCACCAGUAUACAACUGGCCUAAUAAUAAUGAUUUUGAAGAUUUUUUUGAAAAUUCUCUUGAAAGAUUCAAAAAUGAUUUAUUCCGAGUCUUUACUGAUUUUUAUUAUGAAUGGCAAGGUCUUUCUAAUGAAAGAACCUCAACAUCACAAAAACAAAUUGUUAAUGGUAAUCUUAAAAAUAAUUAUAUUUUAUACUUGACUUAUUGUCCAUUAACUGAUUCCUAUGAACUUUUUUCAGUUAACGAAAUUGAUGGAGAACUUGUUAUCCAUGUUGAACUUCCUGGUUUUCGUAAAGAAAAUAUCAUUGUUGAUGUGUGUAGAGAUGAUACUCGUGGAGGCGACGUUCUAACAAUUAGGGACAAAGAUUGGGACACACAACCUCUUUACGGACGAUUUUUGGGAACUAUCGUCUUUCCGUACAAGAUUGAUGCUGGAAAAUCACAAUUAUUCCUUGAACAAGGUACCUUAGACCUUAAGAAAUUACUCGAUACUUCUCACAAUCCACCUUCUACCUACCAUCAACGUCAACUGACUGGUCACGAACAAAUAUUCACUCGUGAAGAUCCUGAAUUAAUUCAUCUAGAUGAGAAUUUUAAAAAUAUCAAAGGUGGUCAAAUUAAACAAGAAUCGAGGAAAGCAAAAGAUUCCGAGCUUGGAAAAUUAGGAAUAGAUACUAUUAAUAUGUCAGAUACUUUGAAUGAUGGUGAAGGUAUUAAAGAAUUAACUAAGAGAAAUUUAGGUGUUAAUCAGGAACAUUAUGCUGUUGAUACAAAACCGGACUAA